This is a messenger RNA of Knipowitschia caucasica, 1968 nucleotides long. NCBI's taxonomy places the organism in Eukaryota, Metazoa, Chordata, Actinopteri, Gobiiformes, Gobiidae. The record is from the annotation of a GenBank genome assembly.
AUGGCUGGAGGCAGGAGUGCGAAUACCUUGGUCGAAGAGAAGGAAGCCCUGGUCUCUCAGCUGACAAGAGGUAAACAGGCUUUCACACAGCAGAUUGAGGAGACCAAGAGGCAAAUUGAAAAGGAGGUCAAGGCCAAGAAUGCCCUUGCUCAUGGACUCCAGUCAGCUCGUCACGAUUGCGAUCUGCUCAGGGAACAGUUUGAAGAGGAGCAGGAGGCCAAGGCUGAACUUCAGCGUGGUAUGUCUAAGGCCAACAGCGAGGUUGCUCAGUGGAGAGCCAAGUAUGAAACUGAUGCUAUCCAGCGCACUGAGGAGCUUGAGGAAUCCAAAAAAAAGCUUGCUCAACGGCUCCAAGAGGCCGAGGAGCAGAUUGAGGCUGUCAACUCCAAGUCUGCUUCUCUGGAGAAGACCAAACAGAGGUUGCAGAGUGAGGUUGAGGAUCUCAUGAUGGAUGUGGAGAGAGCUAAUGGUCUCGCUGCCAACCUUGACAAGAAGCAGAGGAACUUCGACAAGGUCCUGGCUGAAUGGAAGCAGAAGUUUGAAGAGGGUCAGGCAGAGCUUGAGGGAGCUCAAAAGGAGGCCCGCUCAAUGGGAACUGAGCUUUUCAAGAUGAAGAACUCCUAUGAAGAAUCUCUUGACCAGCUGGAGACCAUGAAGCGUGAAAACAAGAACUUGCAGCAGGAGAUCUCUGACUUGACUGAGCAGAUUGGUGAGACUGGCAAGAGCAUCCAUGAAUUGGAGAAGUCCAAGAAACAGGUUGAAACAGAAAAGUCUGAAAUCCAGACUGCCCUUGAGGAGGCUGAGGGAACUCUUGAACAUGAAGAGUCUAAGAUCCUUCGUGUUCAGCUGGAGCUUAAUCAAGUGAAGGGUGAGGUUGACAGGAAGCUGGCAGAAAAAGAUGAGGAAAUGGAACAGAUCAAGAGGAACAGCCAGAGGGUUAUUGACUCCAUGCAAGGCACUCUGGACUCUGAGGUCAGAAGCAGAAAUGAUGCCCUCAGAAUCAAGAAGAAGAUGGAGGGAGACUUGAAUGAGAUGGAGAUUCAGCUUAGCCAUGCCAAUCGUCAGGCUGCAGAGUCCCAGAAACAGCUGAGAAAUGUGCAGACACAGCUCAAGGAUGCCCAACUGCACCUUGAUGAUGCAGUGAGAGCUCAGGAGGACUUCAAAGAACAAGCUGCUAUGGUGGAGCGCAGAAAUGGCCUGAUGUUGGCUGAAAUUGAGGAACUCAGGGCUGCUCUGGAACAGACAGAAAGAGGACGCAAAGUUGCUGAACAGGAGCUUGUCGAUGCCAGCGAACGUGUUGGACUUCUGCAUUCUCAGAACACAAGUCUGCUGAACAGCAAGAAAAAGCUUGAAACUGAUCUGGUUCAGGUCCAGAGUGAAGUUGAUGACACUAUUCAGGAAGCAAGAAACGCUGAGGAGAAGGCCAAGAAGGCCAUCACUGAUGCUGCCAUGAUGGCCGAGGAGCUGAAGAAGGAGCAGGACACCAGUUCUCAUCUUGAGAGGAUGAAGAAGAAUCUUGAAGUUAAUGUUAAGGACCUGCAGCACCGUCUGGAUGAGGCUGAGAAUCUGGCCAUGAAGGGCGGCAAGAAGCAGCUCCAGAAACUGGAAUCAAGGGUGCGUGAGCUGGAGACAGAGGUGGAAAAUGAACAGAGACGUGGAGUAGAUGCUAUUAAGGGUGUCCGCAAAUACGAGAGAAGAGUCAAGGAGCUCACCUACCAGACUGAAGAGGACAAGAAGAAUGUCGCCAGGCUCCAGGAUCUGGUUGAUAAGCUGCAGCUGAAGGUGAAGUCUUACAAGAGGCAGGCAGAAGAAGCGGAGGAGCAGGCCAACCAGCAUCUGUCCAAGAACAGAAAGAUUCAGCAUGAGCUGGAGGAGGCUGAGGAGCGUGCAGACAUCGCUGAGUCCCAGGUUAACAAGCUGAGAGUCAAGAGCCGUGACUCUGGCAAGGCCAAAGAGGUUGCUGAGUAA